Molecule: messenger RNA, 735 nt
Organism: Didymosphaeria variabile
Lineage: Eukaryota; Fungi; Ascomycota; Dothideomycetes; Pleosporales; Didymosphaeriaceae
Exons: 1
Coding region: 1-735 (244 amino acids)
Source: RefSeq, a predicted model, not a curated record
AUGUCCAACCUCCACGGUUUUGCAACCCACUUUCCAGCCGGCUACCCAUCCUUCCCUCCAAGAGGCGGUCCUUUUCCCGGCGCUGCGAGCUCGUCUUCUGGAGAUUCAGGGCCCGCCAAUGCGGGGCAACCGCAGUUCGACAUCUUCGAGUGGCAUCCCGCGUACCAGAGCUGCCAGCGAUACUUUCUCGACCACGCACAACACGACAACGGCGUCCAGGCCGUCGCCGCGCUCAUCAACAUCUGCCUACCGUUCCAAUGGACAUCCACACCCAUUGUGAACUCUGCCGGCCCCAUGCCAAACGCAUCAGGACCUGGCGCUUACAACCAUCCGUGGCCAAGGCAAGCUCCAGUGAACAACGUCCGGGCUCAGCCACCUCCUACGUGGGUUUCCCUCGUUCCCUACAUACGCCGACUUGUCAUUACCGGCAUGGACAAAGACGGCAUCAUGCAUGGCUUCUUCGGCGAGGACUGGCGGAAGGGAGUCGGUCCAGUGCACGAGUGCGAGCGCCGCAACUAUCUUUUCACAGCCAAGAGCACCGAAUGGGCUGAGGUCAAGCAUCAUUACGACAUGUCUCCGCAUGAAUCAGUCCCCUUUCUCAAGCCAUUGCAGGACGCUCACCUGGCAGAGAUUGAGGGUGCCGAACAGACGUGGAGUCAGUGGCUGGCAAUGCAGGACUGGAUGGUGGGUCCUCGGGCGCCCAACCUGGAUGGGGAAGCCAAAGGCGAGGCUUGA